GCUCAACUUCAACAAAACUAAGAGCGCCGCACCGCCAAACGGAAACUGAACUUUCAUUAUUAUUUUAUUUUAAUUAACCAUUCAAGGAAAAGGGCGGUUUCCGUUAAAUCUUUGAUCCACUGAAACCUUUAUAUAUACAAUUUGCCUCUCUUUCUCUCUUCUCCAAGCAAACUCUCUCUUCCACACGCAUAUAAUUUAUAACUACUUUAAAACCAAUUUGCCUCUCUUUCUCUCUUAUAUCAAAUUUGUUUUCUUUCUGUGUUGUUUUGUUUUGGUUAAUCUUCUUGUACUCCGAGUCUCUCUCUCCGAUAUUGUUUUUAAUGAAAAUGUGUUUUGCUUGUUAUUGAUUCGAUUCUUUGGUAGCGUAGGUUCAAUUUCACUGGCUUUUACGAUAUCAAUUUAUUCCACUGCAUAUUCUUCCUUUUCUUUUCUUUUUAUCUCUUUUUGAUUCUGGGCAACGUUGAAAUUUAUCGAUUAUUCUCUGUUUUUUUAAAAAAAAAAACUGCUCAAGUUUUGAUCUUUGCAUCAAUUAACUUCUGGGCUCUUUUUUUUUUUUUAAUUUAUAGUUUUUUCUUUUUCUAGAUUAUAUUUAGAAAACUAUUUUUGUGCCGUACGGUUUUCAUAGAAGUUCUAAUCUGCAAGAGUUGGUGAGUUUUUUUUUUUUUUUUUCCUUUCUUUUUGCGCAAGUUUUAACGUUUCUCAAUUAUGAACUACUCUUCUUCUAUUCGAGUAGCAGACACUAACGGGUUUUUCGUGGAUUCACCUUCUACCAAAUUAAGCAAACAUACAUUAGAUAUAUCUAAUGAACAAACUCAAAGUGAAAAUUCAGAUUUAGAAACCGUCAAUGACCAGGAAUCGGUCAUAUCUGAUAGCGAAAGUGUGAAUUCUAGUCAGUUUCCGGAAUUUGAUGAUGGGUUGGUUCGGCUUUCUGAAGGAGACAGAGUUAAUGACCUUAUCAAGCGAAGGUUCAUUUCUGGUUUAGGCUUGCUUGGUAAGCAAGCCACAGUUGUUGCCAUUCAUCGGAAUAAAUACUCUGGUAUUGUGGGUCAAGCAAGGAUGCAAUCUUUUCAGAUUUUUACUAAAGCAAUGGAGGACAAGUGUGGUGGCAAUGCAAAUGUUAAGUAUGCUUGGUUUGGUGCUUCUUCAAGAGACGACAUUUGCAAUAUCAUGACACAUGGAUUUGGUCGCCAAAUUAAUGAUAAUAACGGCUUGUAUGGAUGUGGCAUCUAUCUUUCUCCUGACGAUUCUCCUCUUGAAAGUGUGAAGAAUUUGAGAGUUGACAAGGAUGGUCUACGCCAUUUGUUGCUGUGCCGUGUCAUACUUGGCAGGUCAGAGGAGGUGCAUCCUGGUUCUGAGCAGUGCCAUCCAAGUUCUGAGAAGUUUGAUUCUGGAAUUGAUACAUUUCUAUCUCCCAAGAAGUAUAUUGUUUGGAGUACCUACAUGAAUACUCAUAUUUUCCCCGAGUUUGUUAUUAGUUUCAAGGCUCCUUGUUGCUUGAAAGGGCUAUUUAAAAUUCGAGAAUCCCCAGGGGUGCCAACAUCACCGUGGAUGCCAUUUCCAGCUCUUAUCUCUGCACUCUCGGAGUUUUUGCCCCCUGCUACUAUUGGUCUACUUGACAAACACCAUAAAGAUCACAGAGAAAAGAAAAUUUCAAGGCAAGAACUAAUACAGCGGGUGAGACAAAUUGCAGGAGACAGACUGUUGAUUGCAGUGAUCAAAUCGUUUAGAACCAAGCAAGUCAGAGUACCAAGCAGCUCUAAGCAAAACAAUGGCAGGAAUGGGGGCAGGGACCAUACUAAAUCUGAUGUCAGGAAGGGCAGCAUGGAUUGACUCGGAUUGUGAAUAAAGUCGUCUUGGUGGUGCAAAGUUUUCCUUGUGGAAAAAGGGACGAGAAGGCACAUAUGAAACUGACAUAAACUAAUAGCUAAUCCAAAGUGACACAGAAGGUUGGGAUCCAACAGAUGCUAGUGCAUGUUUUGUGGUUGUAGUGCUGUGAGGAGGAGUAGUAGCAGUAUUAUAGUUCAGCUCAAUACAAAAGCAGGAGUUUGCUUUUUCUUAUCACAUAUCGCUUUGCAAGUGCGAAUGCAAAUGUUAACUUUUUGUGAUCUGAUUUACAGAGUAAAAAAGAAAAAAAGCAAAAUAUAUUUGUCUUAAGAACCCUCUCCUCCUCUUAUAAGAGGCUAACAACUGGGCCUUAUUCAUGGAUGUGUUUUCACCCCAUUCUGGGUUGGCCGGGGCAAUUGUCCUGGUCAACCUGUACACAUUAGCCAAAGCAAGCCCCCAAGGGAUGAAUGAGAAGCAUUGGGCCUAGAAUUGUCUCCUUACUGGCUGACUAUUUUAUUGUGAUACCCAGAUUUUAUAAUUUUCUCUGCAAUGAGGAAAUGGUUAAGGUUUGUUUGUUUUCUUUUCUUUCAAGGAUGAUAAAAGGAAAGGAGAAGAAAGAUACCAAGUCAAUCAACGGGGUAGGUGGUGUCAACUCAUUAGAAUUUGUAUUUUGUAGAUUUUCUUGGGAAAAAUCCGAAGGUAUUAUUAUUUAAGCUGA
Molecule: messenger RNA, 2542 nt
Organism: Ricinus communis (castor bean)
Lineage: Eukaryota; Viridiplantae; Streptophyta; Magnoliopsida; Malpighiales; Euphorbiaceae
Product: probable inactive poly [ADP-ribose] polymerase SRO5
Exons: 5
Coding region: 706-1830 (374 amino acids)
Molecular function (GO): NAD+ poly-ADP-ribosyltransferase activity
Source: RefSeq, a predicted model, not a curated record